This is a messenger RNA of Cimex lectularius (bed bug), 1024 nucleotides long. RefSeq lists its product as uncharacterized. The coding region runs from base 56 to 838 and encodes 260 amino acids. Lineage: Eukaryota; Metazoa; Arthropoda; Insecta; Hemiptera; Cimicidae. The transcript is spliced from 8 exons. The record is from RefSeq and is a predicted model, not a curated record.
UUUCACAAACAUUGUUAUUCCAAAUAAACAUUGUUUUAUGUGAACCCAAUCAGCGAUGAGAAGGAGAAUUACAAGCAUUUUCCCUAAGCACUACUCUGUCAAUCCAGAACUUGGAAAGUCUUUAGACAAGCAGACUCUUAAAAAUGUGAAACUGUAUCUGGUGAAACUGUUCAUAUUUGUUGUCUCUCAAUCAUUGUUUACAGUUUGUGUGACUGUUUUGCUUAAUAUAAAAGAUGACAUAAAAGAAGCACUUUUCAACUUUGCUUUAAGCCUUUAUUCUCUUGCGAUUUCUGUGCCAAUAAUAUUACUGAGCAGUGGAAUUAUUUUAUCAAGGAAAAUGAGGAACUGUUGCCCCCUGAACAUAAUAAUGCAUUUAUCAUUGGUGGUUUUAUCGUCAAUAAGAACAGCGUCACUUACGACCAGGCACGAUCUUAUUGUCACCCUGUUCGCUUUCCUGCUAGUCUUUAUCACCUUGAUACUUUUAUACAUUACUUCAAAAAUCAUACAAUGUCCCAUACUAUUCCAUGCUAUACUAUUUUUAAUUGUCUACUCUGUGCUUGUUGUAUACGCAAUGGUAUACUCGAUAAUAGGUCUUUUUUUCCACGCUCCAAUUUUAUUUAUUAUACUCUUAUUAUUCCUGGCAAUCGCUUGCUCAAUCAGCACUAUAUUCAUUUUUCAAUUUAUGCACGAAGUCUAUUAUCUAGUGAGCGAAGAGGUAGAGACGUGGCCCGACACCCCUCUCGGUUCGAUCGUAUUCACCGCGACUGUUAUCUACAUCAUGAGCCUUCAGAUAUUUUAUUCAUAUUUUUUCAUCCUUGGUAUGAUCAUGGAAUUCUGAACGGAUGAAAGGGGGAAAAAAAAAGAUGGAUUUGCAAUUGUUCAAUCUCUUAGCGGAUCGAUUAUCACGAUAAUUGUGACGCCAGCAUCAAGUAUUAUUUGAGGGAUUUUAUUAACUUUCUCGGCAUCUUCCACCCCUUGAAAAGAAGCCUCAUCAUCGUUCAGACUGAUAAUUGAAACAGCCGCC